UUAAUCUCCUUUUGCGGUGCUCUCUCCCUUCCUUUCUCUCUGUGAAGGUAAUCAGAUUCCCUACAAUUUACAGCUCCACUGCAGUGAAUCUAAUGAAUUCUCUUAAUGUAUGUAGGUCAUUCACUACUGAAACGCAGUUUUUCCUCUCCAAAACAAUAUCGGAGGUGUAAACGCAUUCAUUGGUCUGUGAGAUUGCGUUUGGGUUUUUGCAGGACUUUAAGAUUUUCUUUGCGAUAGAUAUUUUUCCUUCGUUCCUUGAAGUCCGGACUACGGAAAACGACCCAGAUGGUCCAGACACAGCAACGGGGCUUUUUCAGGAGGACCCUGCAACUUAUCAGGUGCCUAUUGGCCUCUCCGAUGACGUUAGCUGCACUUAUCAUCCGGCUAAUCAAUAAAACAGGAAUCAAUUCAGGGAAGUAAUAGCACCAGCAAAAACAGAACAACGUUUCCCAUCCUCCUGUUGCCUAGAGACCAAGGCUUCCAACAAGAUAAGACCUGCCUCCUGUGAUGGGGAGUGGUGAGAGGGCCAAUCUAAUUGCUGGCCGUUUUGUGCGUCAGUCCAACGUUGUAGCCUGAAGUGAGGCAAUCGGGCUGUGGAAGAACCAGACCGUUCCCACUCCUGUUACAGUGGACCAUGUCGAGGCCCAGAGGAAUUGUAUGGCUGCCAUUCAUUUUCACCCCUGUUUACGUCAUGUUGAAUGUAAACUUGGUCUUCUGGAUCGCUGCCCUCGCCGUGAGGUUCACCGUCAUCAAUGGCCAACAAGCACAAUAUUCUAUCGUCACCACAAACUAUGGGAAGCUGCGAGGAUUAAAAACUCCGUUGCCCAACGAAAUCCUGGGACCGGUGGAACAGUACCUGGGGAUCCCUUACGCCUCUCCGCCCACGGGCGCGAGGAGAUUCCAGGCCCCUGAACCGCCCUCUUCUUGGCCUGGCAUCCGAAACGCCACCCAGUUUGCGGCUGUCUGUCCUCAGUACCUGGAGGACAGGUUUUUGCUAAACGACAUGUUGCCCGUCUGGUUUACUGCCAAUUUGGAUACAGUGGUAACCUACGUGCAGGACCAAAAUGAAGACUGCCUUUACUUAAACAUCUAUGUCCCUACGGAGGACGACAUUCAUGAUGAGAAUGGCUUGAAACCAGUCAUGGUGUACAUUCAUGGUGGAUCCUACAUGGAGGGGACAGGCAACAUGAUUGAUGGAAGCAUCCUUGCAAGCUACGGCAACGUCAUCGUAGUCACCAUCAACUAUCGAUUAGGAGUUUUAGGAUUUCUGAGCACAGGUGACCAGGCAGCUAAAGGAAACUAUGGACUGCUUGAUCAAAUUCAAGCACUGAGGUGGAUCAAGGAAAACAUCCAGGCAUUCAAGGGGGAUCCAAAGAGGGUCACCAUAUUUGGAUCUGGUGCAGGAGCCUCAUGUGUGAGCUUGCUGACACUGUCUCACUACUCGGAAGAUCUUUUCCAGAAAGCCAUCAUACAAAGUGGGACAGCACUGUCCAGCUGGGCAGUCAACUACCAGCCAGCCAAAUACACACGGAUGCUGGCGGAGAAGGUUGGCUGCAACAUGCUGGACACCAUUGACUUGGUGGAAUGCCUCCAGAACAAGAACUACAAGGAGCUCAUCGAGCAGAACAUCACCCCGGCAAAGUACCACAUCGCUUUCGGGCCUGUCAUUGACGGGGAUGUAAUACCAGACGACCCGCAGAUCCUAAUGGAGCAGGGGGAGUUCCUUAAUUAUGACAUCAUGCUGGGGGUGAACCAGGGAGAGGGAUUUAAGUUUGUGGAUGGCAUUGUGGACAGUGAGGAUGGCGUGUCUGCCAAUGAUUUCGAUUUCGCGGUGUCUGACUUUGUCGAUCACCUGUACGGCUAUCCAGAGGGGAAGGAUACCCUCCGAGAGACCAUCAAGUUCAUGUACACGGACUGGGCCGACAAGGAGAAUCCGGAGACGCGCAGGAAGACACUGGUCGCACUUUUCACAGAUCACCAGUGGGUGGCGCCAGCCGUGGCUACGGCAGAUCUACACGCUCAGUAUGGCUCUCCCACUUACUUUUACGCAUUCUAUCACCACUGCCAAAGUGACAUGAAGCCCAGCUGGGCUGACUCAGCGCAUGGGGAUGAGGUUCCUUACGUCUUUGGGAUCCCGAUGAUCGGGCCCACGGACCUCUUCAAUUGCAACUUCUCCAAGAAUGACGUCAUGUUGAGCGCAGUCGUCAUGACCUAUUGGACCAACUUUGCCAAAACAGGAGACCCAAAUCAGCCAGUUCCCCAAGACACAAAAUUCAUCCACACAAAACCAAACCGCUUUGAAGAGGUGGCCUGGUCCAAGUACAACCCGAAGGACCAGCUAUACCUGCACAUCGGGCUGAAACCCAGGGUCCGGGACCACUACAGAGCCACAAAGGUGGCCUUCUGGUUGGAGCUUGUCCCGCAUUUGCACAACAUAAACGAACUGUUCCAGUAUGUAUCGACAACAACCAAGAUUCCUCCUCAGGACACAACCCCAUUCCCGUACACCAAACGUUUCCCAGGGAAAACGUGGCCUUCCACCACCCGCCACCCCAUCGUCCCUCCCGGCAAUACCAAGCAAGUGACGGACCAACAUAAAACAGGAGAUCCAGAUGAGACGACGGUAAUUAUUGAGAACAAGCGGGACUACUCCACGGAGCUCAGCGUGACCAUCGCGGUGGGCGCCUCUCUGCUCUUCCUGAACAUCUUGGCUUUCGCCGCACUUUACUACAAGAAGGACAAGCGCCGGCACGAGUCCAACCGCCGGCCAAGCCCGCAGCGGAACACCGCCAAUGACAUUGCCCACAUCCAGAACGAAGAGAUCAUGUCCCUGCAGAUGAAGCAGCUGGAGCACGACCACGAGUGCGAGUCGCUGCAGGCCCAUGACACGCUGAGGCUCACCUGCCCCCCGGACUACACCCUCACGCUGCGCCGCUCUCCGGACGACAUCCCGCUGAUGACCCCCAACACCAUCACCAUGAUCCCCAACUCCCUGGCCGGGAUGCAGCCCAUGCACACCUUCAACACAUUCAGCGGCAGCCAGAACAGUACCAACCUCCCCCAUGGACACUCUACCACGCGAGUAUAG
Molecule: messenger RNA, 3088 nt
Organism: Megalops cyprinoides (Indo-Pacific tarpon)
Lineage: Eukaryota; Metazoa; Chordata; Actinopteri; Elopiformes; Megalopidae
Product: neuroligin-4, X-linked
Exons: 7
Coding region: 635-3088 (817 amino acids)
Biological process (GO): neuron cell-cell adhesion; postsynaptic membrane assembly; presynaptic membrane assembly
Cellular component (GO): synapse; postsynaptic specialization membrane; cell surface
Molecular function (GO): neurexin family protein binding; signaling receptor activity
Source: RefSeq, a predicted model, not a curated record